This is a messenger RNA of Zea mays, 397 nucleotides long. RefSeq lists its product as uncharacterized. The transcript is spliced from 2 exons. Bases 8 to 397 code for a protein of 129 amino acids. NCBI's taxonomy places the organism in Eukaryota, Viridiplantae, Streptophyta, Magnoliopsida, Poales, Poaceae. The record is from RefSeq and is a predicted model, not a curated record.
CGCGACGAUGCCCCUGCUGCUGCAGCGCGACAGCCGCCCAAUACAAGCCGAGCGGGGAGCUGCCGGUCCGCCGCUGCCGCCUCGGACGGAAUUAGGGUUUCGAACGCAGGAACGUGAGUCGAGAGGAGGGGAGAUUUGGAGAAGCGCCGCACGCCGCUCAGGACCUCAGGCUGCUCAAGCAGAAGAAGGGUACGGCGAGCGGACCGCCCGGCAGCAGCAGGGGCGUCGUCCUUCUGGCCGUGCUCCUGGCAGCAGAAGCUCCAGCAGCAGAGAAGAGGCAGGAUGCGGGCGUCGUCCUCCUGGCCGUGCUCCUGCUGGUGCUCGACGGCUGCAGCCUGCUGCCUGGUGGUGCUCGGCGGAAGAGCAGGGGAUCCGAUCAGGUAGGGGUAGGGGAUGA